GCAGCAUUGCCAAGGGCAACCAAGAUAGAUCUUUCAAAUAACCAGCUGACCAGUUUACCGUCCAACUUUGCAAUUGCUUUGACAAAUGUCACACGUGUUGAUUUGAGUUCCAACAAGCUGAAAGACCUCCCUUCGAACAUCCAUCUCCUGCAAAAUUUGCAGUAUCUUGACUUGUAUAACAAUCAGUUGACAGAUUUACCAGUGACAUUCUGUCAAUUACGGAAACUCAAGUGGCUUGACCUAAAGGGCAACAAUCUCAACCCAACUUUGAGGAAAGUGGCUGGAGAUUGCCUCAACAAGAAAGAGUGUGAAGCCGCUGCUCGCAACGUUAUAGCACACCUGAAACAAAGACAGAUUCAGAUGGAAAAGGAAAGACUACAGAAGCUUAAGAGAGAGGAAGAGAUGGAGGCUGCACGGCUCCGAGCAGAAGAAGAAAAGCAGGCCAAAAAGCGAGCUGAAAGGAAAGCAGCGAAAGAGAAAAAGAAAGCAGAACAAGUUCCACCUAUAAAGGUCAAGUCAGAAGCCAAUGGAAGAACACCUGUACCUUUGAAGGUUGUAGCACCAAGAGCCUCCAACAAAAAAGAGAAAAAGAAGUCCAAACAAGGUAAAUAUUCUCCUUAAGAUUCUAACUCCUUU
This is a messenger RNA of Penaeus monodon (black tiger shrimp), 636 nucleotides long. RefSeq names its product leucine-rich repeat-containing protein 59-like. Lineage: Eukaryota; Metazoa; Arthropoda; Malacostraca; Decapoda; Penaeidae. Gene Ontology annotation, molecular function: protein binding. The record is from RefSeq and is a predicted model, not a curated record.